AUGAAUUGCUUGGAGCUCUUGCUGGUGGCCUGGACCACUUGCUUCUUCAGUGUGCCCAGUGAUGCCUUACAACGGAUUGCCCUCAAGAAAAUGACCUCAAUCCAGGAAAACACGAAGACCAGGGACAAGGAUUUGGAGUGGUACUCAUAUGUCAAGCAGCUGGCCCUCCUUAAUGUAAUAUCCCCUGUUGUCCUCACCAAUUUCGAGGAUAUCCAGUAUUAUGGUGAGAUCAGUAUCGGCAGCCCUCCCCAAACCUUCCGAGUUGUUUUUGACACGGGUUCUGCUGACUUUUGGGUGCCCUCCAGCAGAUGUGGCCCACUCUACACAGCAUGUGGUAAGAUCCUAGCCUUGGAGCACCAAGUGAUGCACCGUCAAUAUGACUACUCCAAAUCCUCCACUUACGAAGAGAAAGGGACUGAAUUCAGCAUCCGCUAUGCAUCGGGCAAAGUCAAGGGCUUCCUGAGCCAGGAUAUAGUGACUGUUGGUGGGAUCAAAAUGACCCAGCUGUUUGGUGAGGUUACGGAGCUGCCCCUGAUGCCCUUUGGACUGGCUAGGUUCGAUGGUGUCCUGGGCCUGGGCUACCCUGCCCAGUCAGUGAGUGGAAUCACUCCUAUCUUUGACAACAUAAUCUCCCAAGGGGUGCUGAAGAAAGAAGUCUUCUCUGUCUACUACAGCAGGAAUUCCGGGAAUUCAUAUCUGUCAGGUGGAGAGAUUGUACUAGGAGGCACCGACCCCAACUAUUACCAAGGAACCUUCCACUACGUCAACAUCAGUCGUCCAGGCUUCUGGCACAUCGAAAUAAAGGGGGUGGCUGUCGAGUCCAAUGUGACGUUCUGCCAGGAGGGUUGCACGGCAGCUGUGGACACUGGAGCCUCCUUCCUCACAGGUCCAACCAACUCCGUGAAGAAACUGAUGCAGAUGCUGGGAGUUAAGGAAUCAGGGCACGAGUAUCUUGUAAAAUGUGACCUGGCAUCCACGCUCCCAGAUAUCUCCUUCUACCUUGAUGGCAAGGCUUUCAAGCUCCAUAGUUCUGACUAUGUCUUAGAGGAUCUGAACAGCCGCGAUAAUUUCUGCUUGCUAGCCUUCCGUGGCCUGGAUGUUCCACCCCCCACAGGACCUCUAUGGAUUUUGGGAGCAACCUUCAUCCGAAAGUUCUACACUGAAUUUGACCGGCAUAAUAAUCGAAUUGGUUUUGCCUUGGCAGUCUAACCUGCCUUUGCCCACAGCCCAGGUCAUGGGGCCAAGAGACAAAGGAAGAUGUUGCCUAUGGCCUAGCCCACAUCCCUAUUAGAUCCUGUUUUCUCCCUGUUGUCCUUGGUUCUGGGGCAAGUUUCUCCUCUCUAUUCCUCUAGGUCACUGUUAACCUUCUGCUUUAAUUGAGAAUAGAAUAAAGUUUCAA
Messenger RNA from Trichosurus vulpecula (common brushtail), 1399 nucleotides. RefSeq names its product renin (gene REN). Gene Ontology annotation, biological process: angiotensin maturation. The transcript has 10 exons. The record is from RefSeq and is a predicted model, not a curated record. Bases 1 to 1209 code for a protein of 402 amino acids. Gene Ontology annotation, molecular function: aspartic-type endopeptidase activity. Lineage: Eukaryota; Metazoa; Chordata; Mammalia; Diprotodontia; Phalangeridae.